Lates calcarifer (barramundi perch) is the source of this 564-nucleotide messenger RNA. RefSeq names its product guanylate cyclase activator 1g (gene guca1g). The coding region runs from base 1 to 564 and encodes 187 amino acids. Lineage: Eukaryota; Metazoa; Chordata; Actinopteri; Centropomidae. Gene Ontology annotation, molecular function: calcium ion binding; calcium sensitive guanylate cyclase activator activity. The transcript has 4 exons. Gene Ontology annotation, biological process: visual perception. The record is from RefSeq and is a predicted model, not a curated record. Gene Ontology annotation, cellular component: photoreceptor inner segment; cone photoreceptor outer segment.
AUGGGACAAGAAGAAAGCCACAACGAGGAGAUGGACUUGGCUCAGAUUCAGGAGCUGUGCAUCAUUUUCAUGAAGGAGUGUCCGAGCGGAGCCCUGCACCUCCAUGAGUUAAAGAGGAUCUUUGGGGUACCGAGCAGCUCUGCAGAGGAGUCCCUCUAUGUCGAGACAAUAUUCCACUCAUUUGACACUAACCAGGAUAAUGCUCUUGAUUUCCUCGAGUAUGUAGCAGCACUUCACCUGAUCUUUCGAGGGAAUCUUGAAGAUCGGCUCAAAUGGUCCUUCAAGAUGUAUGACAAGGAUGGAAACGGGAAGUUGGACAGGCAGGAGGUGAAACGCAUCAUAAGGAUUAUCUAUAAAAUAAAACUCAGGACAAGUGACAUCAGCAUGACCCCGACUGAAAUCUGUGACAGAAUCUUUGAGUUGGUCGACCAGAAUAACGAUGGUCAGAUAACUUUAUCAGAGUUCAUGGAGGGAGCUCAAAAGGAUGAAUGGGUCAUGAACAUGCUCAAGUUGGAUUUCAACGCCACCGGCUGGGUCAUCCAGAACAGUGGGAAGUUACCAUGA